UAGCGCUCUGGUACCGGUCAGUCGUUGCCUUUGCGUUCAACAGCCACAUUUCAAACUAGAAUGGCGACAGCUCUCUGCGGUCUGCAGUCUACCGGCAGUAACAGUAAACCGAAAACACACCGAGAGCAGCGGAGGAGAGUCAAGGACUCCAGAAGGAGACAGGCGGCACUAUUGUUCCUCAAUAAUAUCUCACUCGACGGACGGCCCCAGUGUCAGUUAAACGAUGGGAAUACCGACCAAAGAGCCGCCGAGGAGCACCGACUUAGGGAGAGAGACGGCAGCGCAACGGUCGUGCCCUCGCCGGCGGAUAACCAAGGACCGGUCGCACAGGUGACAGAGCCCAUCGCAGCCGGCAGUGGCUCGUCCUCCAGUUUUCCCGGGGUGGUUACUCCUACCCGACCUUCUUUGGUAAUGUCUCCGGGACCUGCCGGGACAAGUGUUGUGGGGGCCAAUGAGGUAUUUUUGGAAGGUGGCAGUGCGGCCGAGUCGCUAACCCCGGACACCCCUCUGUCUCCUUUGCCCACCGGACACCAACCCUGCUCCCGUGUCAGGUCAACGCCCGCCGCGCUGAGCCCGGUCCCGGCCGGUAAUUCUCAGGAUUCACGGCAGAGGUUGAGGAAUGUCUCUGGUUCUCCUGGACCCAAGGUGCCAAAGAAAGUCCACUUCAUCAAGAGUAUGAGGCAGUACGACACCAGAGGAUGCAGGAUCAUGCUGAUUUGUGCCAAGCGGUCGCUAUAUGCUGCUUUCUCAGUGCUGCCCUAUGGAGAGAGUGCUCACCUCAGUGACCCUAAGCUGGAGGCUCAGAGACAAAGGCUGUCCUCUGUGGUGGCUGCUGACCUGCUUCCCUCCUUGGAAGGAGUGGAGCUGGGCACCUAUGGCAAAACGGUGUCGUAUGCUCAGUUCCUUUAUCCGACCAAUGCCCUGGUGAGGCAGAAGAGCGGCAGCGUGCCAGAGAGCUGCGCCGCCCAGACUCCUCAGUCGCGUUUCCGUGGCAACGGGCAGAGGAACUUCACCCUGGCUCGUCUGAACAACAGCGUGGCACAGGAACCAAGCACAGAGGAGGUGACGGAGUACGACCCGAACCUGCUCAGUGACCCCCAGUGGCCCUGUGGGAGACACAAGAGGGUGCUUAUAUUUGCAUCAUACGUGACGACUGUUAUUGAGUAUGUGAAACCAUCAGACCUGAAGAAGGACAUGAAUGAGACUUUCAAGGAGAAGUUUCCUCACAUUAAACUGACACUGAGCAAGAUAAGAAGCCUGAAGAGGGAGAUGCGUGCAGUGAGCGAGGAGUGCAGUCUACAGCCAGUCACCAUAGCGAUGGCCUUUGUUUACUUUGAGAAGCUGGUGCUGCAGGGUCGCCUCAACAAGCAGAACAGGAAGCUGGUGGCGGCGGCGUGCGUGCUGCUGGCUGCAAAGAUCAGCAGCGAUCUGCGGAAGCCAGAAGUCAAACAGCUCAUUGAUAAGCUGGAGGAGCGUUUCCGUAUAAACAGGCGGGAGUUGAUCCCUCUGGAGUUUCCGGUGCUGGUUGCCCUGGAGAUGGGACUUUACCUCCCUGAGAGCAAGGUCAUGCCGCACUACCGCAGACUGGUGCAGCAGGGUUAGACUGGAGGUGAUCGAUGUCUGGUGACACUCCGCUGGUUUCAUUAAUAACACCAGCAAGUGUGUGUGUGUGUGUGUGUGUGUGUGUGUGUGUGUGUGUGUGUGGUGUGUGUGUGUGUGAGUGUGAUAUGAAUCAGAGCUGACUGAGUGUGUGUGUGUGUGUGUGUGUUGGAUCGACCAGUUAAUAAGCUGUUGUGUUUGAAACAAAAUAAUUCUGGUACUAUUUAUUUCCCGUCAGUCGUGGCUCGAGUCACUCUCUGUAUAUGAAGAAUAACUAGUUUACACUCGGUGGUGAAUAUUUUAGACUUGAUGGCAUGUGCGUCUACCUGAAUGUCUUUUUAAGCGUUUGUACGUGUUGACGUUCUGAUGAGCUCUACGUUAGAGAUGUUCGACGAGCACGUUAAUUGUGCUUUUAAUUUCAGUUUCUCAUGACCCGUGUGUUUUUGAUGGUACGUCUUGGUAUUCUCCAACUGUUUUAAAUUGAUUGUAUGCUGUGAUGUUUGUGUUUGUGGAAAAAAAAAAUCUUCACUUGCACCUUUCUCGUUACUAUACAGCCUGUAUAGUAUUUAUUACAAAUGACAAAGAGCCACACUGUUGAUUUUUAUUUUGUAAAUGCCUUUUAAACCCACUGUGACACUGAAGCAUUUUUAGCCAUUAGAGUAAAAUAUAAAACUGUAGAUUGUGGGUUUUUUGUUUUGGAAGUGGCCUUUAAUGUACCGUACGUCCAACAAUAAUCCAGCCUCACUCAUGUAUUUAUCUUGCUCUUGAAUAGAAAUAUUCAUGAGGCAGCUCCGUGUUCGUCGUCGGUUGAAAAACUGUGUUAAUAUCCAGCGUCUGUGGUGUCACAUUUGAGGAAACAGGAUUAUGGAAGCAUGUUAUUUAUACUAAGGGUGUUUUUUUUCUUCUCAUGUUUCAUGUCAUUACCCAGAGAUAUAUUUUUGUUAAAUGCACUGGAAUUUAUUCCUCAGUAGUCUGGUUAGGUGUUGUAUUUUUCAGUUCUCAGGAAUUUUAAUUUCUCUUAUCUUUGAAUGAAUUCAUAAAAUCUAACCCAAAGAGAAAUUUAAAAGUAGCUGUCGUCGCCAAAAUCACCUGCGCUCCAUCGUAAAGCAGUGGAAGGUAACAGCAUUGUAGUGCUUUGACAGAACAGGAAAUCCAGCUGUUGUUAGAUCUUUAGUAAAUGAAUGGAUGUAUGAGUCAGACUGUAUUAAUCUGACUGCAGUGCGUAUUGUGAAGUAACUCUUCUGAUUUUUGUGCCAUUAGAUGAACAAGUACGGAGGAGGGAAAAGUGCCUGAAACUACAGUGGCAGUGAAAUGAUUAACCAUCUUAUCAUGAGUGAUAUUUUAGCGUUGACAUUUCGUCGUCUCGCUGCUGUAGAGAUCCUUAAAUGUUGAGGUUAUUCUCUUGUUGUCGGGGAAAGAUAAUCACAGACGUCUUUCUGGACAGUGUGUACAGUCGUAGACACAACAGUGAUUCAGUUUGUCUGCAGUGGUGAAAAAUGUGUCUGUAUGGUUGGUGUCAAAUUGCUAAAUAUUCAUCGUUUUCAUACUGUAAAAUGAAUGUUUUUGAAAUAUAUUUUCAGACAUUGAAAAGA
Lates calcarifer (barramundi perch) is the source of this 3191-nucleotide messenger RNA. Its product is annotated as CDK5 and ABL1 enzyme substrate 2. The record is from RefSeq and is a predicted model, not a curated record. Bases 61 to 1602 code for a protein of 513 amino acids. NCBI's taxonomy places the organism in Eukaryota, Metazoa, Chordata, Actinopteri, Centropomidae. Gene Ontology annotation, biological process: regulation of cell cycle. The transcript is spliced from 9 exons.